This is a messenger RNA of Ylistrum balloti, 2156 nucleotides long. Its product is annotated as prostamide/prostaglandin F synthase-like. The annotation marks the transcript as partial. The record is from RefSeq and is a predicted model, not a curated record. Lineage: Eukaryota; Metazoa; Mollusca; Bivalvia; Pectinida; Pectinidae. The transcript has 6 exons.
UUUUGUCGCCUCGCAGCGAGGCAGAUCAGUGCCCUAAAACCUCAGCUUGAUGCCAUCAAUGUACGGUUGAUAGGCGUUGGCUUAGAGGAAUUAGGGCUUGAUGACUUUGUGAGUGGUGAAUUUUUUACCGGAGAUUUAUAUUUAGAUUUGAAGAAGCAGUGCUAUAAAGAUUUAGGAUUUAAAAGACUCAACUUUUUAAGCCUUUUCCCUGCCAUAUUAUCCAAGGUUUCUAGAGAUGCUAUGAACAAGGCCAAAAAAGAGAAGAUAGACGGCAAUUUUAAAGGGGAUGGCAUGCAGAAUGGAGGAAUUCUGAUAGUGGCUGCAGGUGGAAAACUGUUGCUGAGCUUCAAACAAGAUAAUCCUGCAGACCAUUUAGAAUCGACUGAGAUCCUUAAAGCUGUUGGGAUUGAAACUGAAGAGAAAUCAGCACCAUCUCCUGUAACAGAUGGUGAAGGAGAGUCUUCAAAAGCCAUGGGAGAAGGUGCCAGUGGGUCAAGUGUGGUCCAGCCCUCAUAGGUAGAACUGAAGGGGAAUGGAAAGAAUUUAUGAAGACAAUCUACAAACAGAAAUCCAAUUUGAUAUUGUGCUGGUGAUUAACUAAUUACAGUUUGAUUUAUUUAUCAGUGCUUGGUAGUUUUUCUAGACAGGAAUUUUAUCACAUGUAAAUUUGAUGUUUAGAUCUUUUGCCAGACAGAAUCCAACUGUUUUAUCCAGUAGGCAGUGUAAAAUAAUCAUUUACACAGAUCAGUAUAUAUAGCCCUUCCAGAAUGAAUUGUUGUAUUGAAUUAUACCUUUAAUACACAGGUUGGGUGAUAGCAUUUACUCAUAAAUUAUCCCACCUGAUAUUUGUGUGGCAUUCAUAGUGCUGUAAAUGCACAUACUUAAUGUUGCCUAUCUAUGCUCCUCUUUUGAAUAUUGACUUGGCUGUAAGGAAUGACAUGACCAACUGUUUGUGUUAGACUGUAGGUUUGCAAAAUUAUUUUUUAUGAUUUGUUUACUUUUCUGUUUUGGAGCAUUUAUCUUGAACUGGUCUUUGGCUUGUUAGAAAAAAUUAUAUGAACUUUUCUGAUUUCUGAUAUAAAUGCAGGACAUAGUAGAGUAUUGGAAGCAAGUUUUUUGUUGGGUCUUAUCACCAUAUUAUAUUGUAUUAUAUGUACAUUGUCAACAAAUUUAAAAUAGAUUUACUUGUGCUUUAGACAGAGUAGAGUUCAAUAUAUUGAAAUCUUCACCACUUGGAUAGAUUUAUGACGCCUGAUCUUGUAAACCUUUAUAAAGGAUGGGAUUUGGCUGAGUUGUUCCCCUUUGGGAACUCUCUAUAGUGUGGUGUAACAUUUCUUUAUAUUGUACACUUAUUUGUCAUUUUUGUGUUAUACAAUCAUGUAAAAUGCCAUAUUUUAAAGUUAUGUGUAAAAUCUAUGUGAGGUGACUGUAUGUGAUGUUUUUAAUGUCAGAAGGAAUAUUUAUUUGAUGGUCUUGUUGAUAUGUUUACAGUUCGGGAAAUUGUUCGUCAAGAGGCUGAUAGACUCAUUACUAGGACAGAAACUGAAGUAUUUUGCAAAGCGUGAAUUCAAAAUGACAAAAAAUGUAAAAGUAUUGUAAAUAUUAAUCAUUUUACAUAUGUAGAGGCUACUUAAUACUGACCAUUUAUGUUGAUUUUGAAAUACAGCAGUGUUCAAGGUUAUGGUAAAUAGCACAAAAUGUGAAGUGUUGUACCUCCACCAUGUCAGGUAAAAUGUGUUCACUUCAUUAAAUAUAUGAAUGAUCCUAAAAAUGGUAGUAGGUUUGUCUCACCAAAAUCCAUCAAUUUUCAAAAGUAAUUUUGACUGUUAUUUACAUGUUUUAAAUGCCUGAAUGGAAGAUCUGUUAUAGCUUACCUAGUUUUAAGAAACACAGAACCAUCAUUCCAAAGGUCCCUACUCUCUUCACAACUCAUUUUGUGGUGUGGAGGUUUCUAGUAUCCUUUGUUAUUGGUAUUUAGUUUGAAAUGUUUGCUGAUAAAUAACUUUGUAUUUAGGAUGUAACUAAUUUUUCAUGGCCAAGUGAAAUUUGAAUGGUGUUCCAACAAGAAGACAUUAAAAGAACCAUACCAAUCAGUAAACUGUAAACAUAGCCCAUUUUAUCAUUGUUAUACUCAAAUAAAUCGUUAUAUAUAAUUG